Manis javanica (Malayan pangolin) is the source of this 3013-nucleotide messenger RNA. RefSeq names its product glucosamine-6-phosphate deaminase 2 (gene GNPDA2). Lineage: Eukaryota; Metazoa; Chordata; Mammalia; Pholidota; Manidae. Gene Ontology annotation, cellular component: cytoplasm. Gene Ontology annotation, molecular function: identical protein binding; glucosamine-6-phosphate deaminase activity. The record is from RefSeq and is a predicted model, not a curated record. Gene Ontology annotation, biological process: carbohydrate metabolic process; N-acetylglucosamine catabolic process; N-acetylneuraminate catabolic process.
AUCCGGGUCCUUGAGCUUCGCGCUCCGCACGCUGGUUGGGUAGUUCUGGGAUUGUUGGGUGGGAGCUGAUUCCGCAGUUUCAGCGUCUGUAGAGCGAGUGGGUCAGCAGGUUUGACUUCUUGUUCAGGAAGCUGUACAUCACAUAAUGAGGCUCGUAAUUCUUGAUAACUAUGACUUGGCUAGUGAAUGGGCAGCCAAAUACAUCUGUAAUCGCAUCAUUCAGUUCAAACCCGGAGAGGACAGAUACUUUACAUUGGGUUUACCAACAGGGAGUACACCUUUAGGAUGUUACAGAAAACUAAUAGAGUACCACAAGAAUGGAGACCUUUCUUUUAAAUAUGUGAAGACCUUUAAUAUGGAUGAAUAUGUAGGUCUUCCCAGAAAUCAUCCUGAAAGCUACCAUUCUUAUAUGUGGAAUAACUUUUUUAAGCAUAUUGAUAUAGAUCCUAAAAAUGCUCAUAUCCUUGAUGGGAAUGCUGCAGAUUUACAAGCAGAAUGUGAUGCAUUUGAAAAGAAAAUAAAAGAAGCUGGAGGAAUUGAUCUUUUUGUUGGAGGCAUUGGUCCAGAUGGUCAUAUCGCUUUCAACGAGCCAGGAUCCAGUUUAGUAUCAAGGACAAGAUUAAAGACUCUAGCAAUGGACACCAUUUUGGCAAAUGCUAAAUAUUUUGAUGGAGAUUUAUCAAAAGUGCCAACUAUGGCUUUAACAGUUGGUGUGGGGACAGUGAUGGAUGCAAGAGAAGUAAUGAUCCUCAUAACAGGUGCACACAAGGCAUUUGCUCUCUACAAGGCAAUAGAAGAAGGAGUGAAUCAUAUGUGGACUGUUUCGGCUUUCCAGCAGCAUCCCCGAACGAUUUUUGUGUGUGAUGAAGAUGCUACUUUAGAAUUAAGAGUUAAAACUGUGAAAUACUUUAAAGCUUGUUUUAUGUCAUUGAGGUAUUACUUUCAAGACAUCAUCACCAUGCUGCAUGGAAGGCUUAACUGCUGUCCCUCCACAAUCCUACCUCCAAGAUUCCAAGCUUAGCCUAAUCCUCAAGCCUCCUUUUCCUUCCAGGUCUAACCAUUCUGUCAAUGUCCUUGAUCCUCUUCUGUCCUAACUUAAGGACCUUGGAUGACAGACUGUCUCCAUCCUUUUCUUUUCUACUGCCUCCUUUUUAUCCAUAUGUUCUAGGUUCAUUUCAAAUUUCAAAAAAAGGCUUUUGGAUACCACCAUCUCAGUGAACCUUCAUAUACUUUUUACAAUAAAUGUUUAUUGAGCUUCCACUGUGUGCCGUGACCUUUAUAGAUUCAGGAUAAAGACUGACUGUAAGAGCAAUGGAGAUAAGUUCCUGGACCUUAUUUCUAGUUAGAAACAUGGUAGAAAAACAUAUUUUCUAAGAGUGAAAACUGCUCUAAAGAAAUAGUAGUUCAUUUUAAUGUGACAUUUGACUGAGACCUAACAAACAAAAAGCAGGCAUGCUUUGCACAAUGAGAAGAGCACUCCAGGCUGAAUGGAACAGCAAGCAGAAAGCCUGCACUGGAACCAUGCUUAGCCUUACUCAAGUAACAGCAGCAAACGGAGGGCUGACUCAGAUGGGGGGAAGUUAGAGGACAUGAGGUCAGAAGGACAAAGACGAUAGGAUAAAAUUAUGUUAUUUUCUAAGUGCCCAAAACAAUUGGAGAAUUUAAGUAGGGAAAUGGUAUAAUCCAGUUUGUUUUUGAAAAGAUUGAGCAUGCCUGCUGUACAAAGACUGUAUUAUGGGACAGGAGAAAUGAAUGAAAGUAUGGUGUUGGAGGUAGGUAGAGUGAUAGUGGCUUUGACUAGUGUGGUAGCUGUGUAUUUGAUGAACUGUCUAGUUUGGGAGUACUUUGAAGCUAGAGCCACCUGCUCUUGCUGCUUAAUUAAAACAGGAAAAACAAGGAAUUUAAUAUGUCUGGCUUUAGCAGCUUAUUGAAGUUAGUAACACUGUAAACUAAGAUUUUCAAUGAAAAUGGUUGGGAAGGGAAAAAAUGGGUCUAAACCUUAAGUUUGAGGUGCCAAUUACAGAGAUAGGCUAUUGAAGUUAAAUUAUCACUUUCAUUUGUACUAGUCAAUGUUUCUCUUUUCCCUCUUAUUAAAAAGUGUUCACUUUGGUUUUUCUACUAUAUGAACAAGGUAGUACUUGUUAUGUUCCUUUCUUUACUUAUCUCUCAAAAAGCGGGUCUUCCUCACAGUCUGGAAUUCAGAGACUUUUGCAGACUUUCUAACAAUGAACAUUUGCUUAGGUAACAAGUACCCUGUCUCCCCAGUCCAGUAACCAUACUUACUGAGUCUCUUUCCCAGCCACCAUGUUCUUAUCAAACUGUAAAAUUUGCCUGAUUUCUUUUAACCUUCAAAAUAUAAAUUCAGUUCAUUAACUGGAACUAUCUUUGUUCCCUAGAUAUAAUACUAUGAGUAACUGGAAGGUAUUUCCCAAAAAGUUUUAAUAAGUAAGAACAAUUUAUAAGCAACCGAUUCUAAGAUAAAACUUAAAGCUACUUGGAAAUUAAUAUUUAAUGUUAUUUUCUGCAUUGUUUUUGUUAACCUCCCCAAGUGUGCUUGUAAUCAUCCCUACUAUAAAUACACGUCAAAAUAACGAAAAAUAAUUUGCCAGGAGAAAGGAUACAGUAAUAUAUUGAAAAGCUAUCUUAGUGUAAUAGCAGUUCUGAGCCUCUUGGGAGUUUUGUAGAGAAACUGACAGAGGUUCCAAACUCAACAGACUUCUAGAUAUAAUUAAAAUGUUUUAAACAAGUCAGUAUUCAAAUUUAUUAUUGUCAUAUUGAAGCUCUGAAGACAAGAACUGCCCCUACAUCUGUUGAUAUCCAGGGAACCUAUACACCGUUCUACAUCUAUAGGUUCAUAGAUAAUUGUAAGUUUGAUAUCUGCUAGGCAGUUUAACAUUGUGAAACAUUUCUAUUUCCAUUUUUCAGUGGUUAACUUUUGUAUCAUAUGGAAACAUUUAUAAAAUCUUGUUUUCUAAAGUAAAUGACACAUAGUUCAAAAUUAAAAAUACAACUA